AUGAACUUGCUGUUCAAGUCGCGGCAGCGAAGUCCUAACAGCGAGCCGGUGCCCGAACAGGUCGCGCAGCUAGCCCAGGAAGUGUACCAGCAGCAGCUCAUGCCGUGCCUGCUGACGGUGAUGCCGCGCGUCGAGUUUGAGCGCCAAAUCGGCUCGCGGCGGCCCACAGUAGAGUACCUUCGCUCUCAUCCAACGGUGGUGCUGAUGGCCUUCCAUGGGUACGAUGUACCGGACAUGGCGAUGAACACGGGCCUCCUACUCAACGAAAUGGUACAGCAUGAACCGCUUGCCAAGAUCCUACUCUACUCCGACGACGUGUCCUGCGACGCGUUCAAAAAUUUGCGCGAUGCGCUUCUCCUGCAUCGCACGAUGGCAGCCGAAUAUCUACAGCAGAACUACGACACCUUUUUUGCCAUGUUUACCAAGCUGCUGGACUCAAGCAACUACGUGACGCGGCGGCAGUCGCUGAAGCUGCUCAGCGAGCUCCUGGUCGACCGCGCACAUUACAGCACCAUGGUCCGCUACGUCUCCAGCGAAGAGAAUCUGAAGCGGAUUAUGAACGCGCUGCGUGACCGCAGUAAACAUAUCCAGCUGGAGGCGUUCCAUGUGUUCAAGGUGUUUGUGGCCAACCCCAAAAAGACCCCGGCCGUCGAGGCGAUCUUGCGGCGCAACAAAGCGCGCCUGCUCACAUUCCUACAGGACUUUCUGAGCGACCGCACCGAUGAAUCGUUCAUGGACGAGCGCCAGUACAUUCUCCAGAUCAUCAGGUACGUGCCAUAG
Molecule: messenger RNA, 780 nt
Organism: Malassezia sympodialis ATCC 42132
Lineage: Eukaryota; Fungi; Basidiomycota; Malasseziomycetes; Malasseziales; Malasseziaceae
Gene: HYM1
Exons: 4
Coding region: 1-780 (259 amino acids)
Biological process (GO): intracellular signal transduction
Molecular function (GO): protein serine/threonine kinase activator activity
Source: RefSeq, a predicted model, not a curated record